GUUUGUGUACAAGUUCGAACUGGUUGUUCCCGCGCACAAAACUAACGUCGUUUGUCUCAUGAGGUAUUUGAUCAGUGUAUAACAAUUUAAGACGCGGCAUAACAGCUCGUAAUAUUGCCCAAAAAUACAAUAAAAUUCAUUUCUGAUUCGCUCAGAAGCGUUUCAACAGUUGUCGAGUGCAUUGUAGUAGGAUGCUCAGUGUCGAGUCCUUGUGAAUUCAGAGGUUAAGCACCAUUCAAGACUAUAGAUUUUCCCUCUAAUGACACGAUGUCAUUCAACAAAGCUGUUCCCAUCGUUUACCUAACGUCCGACGACGAUUCCUCGUGCGACGAUGAAUUUGGCAAAAACAAAAGAUCUCAAGAUGCCAAAGACAAUGUGCCAUUGGCGGAUCGACUCUCGAAGGAGAAAAAAUUCAGCGAUAAAAACGUUCCUUUUUCAAAGGAUUGCACACCAGUUACUUACCUCACGUCGGACGAAGACUCUUCUUUUGAAGAAUUCGCAAGUGGCAAACGGUCUCGUGUCUCACAAGACGAUAAACCACUGUCGAAACGUAUGGCAGCGAAUAAAAAAUCCCUGAGGGGGGGCGGCGCUUCCUCAAAAACUUCCGAUAAAGAUUCUCUAGCCGAUAAUGACUUUAACAGACGACAAAGAGACAAUUGGCACGGCGUACAGGACAUUAGAGACUCGGAAGAACCUGAGGAACCACAAGUCAAAAUUCAGCACCAAUUUGAAAUUGAGGGUAUCAAAGUAGAAAUGCCUGUUAAACCUUACCCGUGUCAAAAAGCUGUGAUUUCUGCGAUAAUAAAAGGCUGUCAGACGGAGCAACACUGUUUAUUAGAGAGUCCAACAGGGAGUGGAAAAACUUUAGCUCUCCUCUGCGGAGCUCUCGCUUGGCAGACUGACUUUGCGAAAGCCAUGGAACAAAAAGCUAAACAAAAAGACGUUGGCAGAGGACCAACAACCGAUAGCCGAGCCUCGUGCAAAGAAAGCUGCGCAGAAGAAGCUGCAUCGUGGCAAGCCAACGAUGAUUUUGACCUCGAUGGACUCGAUUGGUCCGACGACAGUUUCGGCGAAGAAUGCAUGAAAAAGGUUCCCACGAUAUACUACGGUUCUCGAACGCACAAGCAAAUCGAGCAGGUCGUGAAGGAGCUGCGAAAAACGUCUUACGCCACCAAGAAAAUGACUAUACUGAGCAGCAGAGAGCAUACGUGCAUCCAGGAAAGUGACAGGGACAAAACUUCGCUGUGUAACGAUCUGCUUGACCCAAAAAAGAAAUUUGGUUGCCCGUAUUAUACGGAAAAUAAUAAACAGACCCUCGGCACAAACUAUGCUCUCCACGCACACGGAAUCGAGAGUCCGUGGGACAUUGAAGAUUUGGUAGAAGCUGGUAGAGAAGCAAAAGCUUGUCCAUACUUUGCUGCGAGGAGCCUCAUGGCCGAAGCCGACAUUGUUUUUUGCCCUUAUAACUACAUAAUCGAUCCUGUGAUUCGUGAAAAUAUGCAAAUCGAUCUCAAGGGCAGCAUUGUCAUAUUGGACGAAGCCCACAAUAUCGAAAAUAUAUGUCGCGAUUGUGGCAGCGCGAUUCUGUCAACCGAAGAACUCGAAAAAAUCAUAAAAGAAUGUGAAACUAUCAUCCAAAUAGCCACCAUCAAUAAAGACACCAAUCAAAUUGGCUACGUCAGUGUCAUCAGCCAAUUCGUACAAAAUCUUCUUCGGUUCGUCAACACAACGCAGCUCAAGCCACAGAUCAAAAGUGAUUCGUUGCACAGUGAUAUGUGGACAGGCAACGAUUUCAUCCAAGUCCUCGAAAUAACUAAAUCGAUAACUUCUCAUCAAAUAAACAAUUUUACAAGCGCUGCUCUUCAAGCUACACUCGCGCAUAACACGGCAAAAGAACUCAUGCGAACUGGAAAACCGAUUCCACUCACUCUUCACCACGAUGUUUUAAGAUCUGUCGAAAAAAUGAGCAUGGCUUUCAAAAUGGUCUCAGACCCCCAGUACAGGAACGAUUAUAGAGUCGUUAUUCGCCAAGUUCCUCAAGGGUAUAAAAUAGAAAAAUCAGUGGAAUUCAUGUGCAUGAAUCCCGGAGUAAUAUUUACGCCCAUUUCCUACUUGACGAGAACUUCUGUCUUGGCUUCUGGCACUCUCGCACCUACGAGCUCGUACCAAGGCGAGUUAGGUGUCAAAUUCGCCUUCACGAUACAAGCGGAUCACGUUACGCCUCCUGAACAAGUGUUCAUCAAGUGUAUUUCCAAAGGACCUGCGGGCAAGUCCCUACGAGCUACUUAUCAGAAUGUUAAUACAUGGGAUUUUCAGGACGACUUGGGUGCACUUCUUCUGAUAACUUGUGAAGCCAUGCCUCACGGGAUACUUAUGUUCUUUUCAUCGUACACGACAAUGGGAACUUUAGUGAAUAGAUGGAAGAAAAACGGUACUUGGAACAAAUUGGCUCGAAUAAAAACAAUUUUUCAAGAAACACGAGGUUCUGCCGAUCUGUCGACGAUGAUGGAGAAUUAUCGCGAAGUUAUUCGGACUACUAGUAACGGACCAGUCGGGACGGUCACCGGGGCCUUGUUGCUUGCUGUUUUUCGUGGAAAAGUCGCCGAAGGAAUUGACUUCAGCGAUAACGAGGCUCGUUGUGUCUUGACGGUUGGUAUACCGUAUUCUGUCAGAAACGAUCCGGCAACCGAUAUGAAGUUUCAAUACAAUGAUCAGAAUCGUCAAAAGGGUUUAUUGUCAGGCAACGAAUGGUAUACAAUUCAAGCUUUCAGAGCACUGAAUCAAGCGCUCGGACGUGCCAUAAGGCAUCAGAACGACUGGGGAGCGAUUAUUUUGAUCGACGAACGAUUCUGCGAGCCUCGGAACGUGAAUUUGUUACCAACGUGGGUACGAACAAUGUGGAUGAAACAAAGUGAAGUGAACACGGAUUUACGUCAAUUGCUCAAAUGCUUCGUUGCGAAGCAAAUAAAACGUGAAAGAGGGAAAUUGAGGAUGACUCAAUCUUCCGCUUAAAAGAACAAAGUUGUUGCUGAAAAACAAAAAAUCGUUAAAAAAUCAAAAUUAUUUACUUCAGAUUUAAGCUCUAUUAUUAAGCUAAUACAAAAAUAGUUCUUACAGUCGUUACAAACUAAAAAAAAAAAACGUGUCUACUGUCAGGGUUAAAUGUUUUCUUUCUUUUAUAAAUCGUUUGUAUCUCGUUUUUCCAGAAGUCUCAGUUGUUUUUUCUUCAUUCUCUUGAUCUUGGCUGUAUUUUUUAUCUGUAAGCAGAGAAAUGCAAUGAAUAAAAAUGUAUGACAGCAUUAUUAUUAAAAAAAA
This is a messenger RNA of Venturia canescens, 3315 nucleotides long. RefSeq names its product Fanconi anemia group J protein homolog. Gene Ontology annotation, biological process: double-strand break repair involved in meiotic recombination; nucleotide-excision repair. Gene Ontology annotation, molecular function: ATP binding; DNA binding; hydrolase activity, acting on acid anhydrides, in phosphorus-containing anhydrides. Bases 268 to 3012 code for a protein of 914 amino acids. The transcript has 14 exons. The record is from RefSeq and is a predicted model, not a curated record. Gene Ontology annotation, cellular component: nucleus. NCBI's taxonomy places the organism in Eukaryota, Metazoa, Arthropoda, Insecta, Hymenoptera, Ichneumonidae.